This is a messenger RNA of Myxocyprinus asiaticus (Chinese sucker), 7608 nucleotides long. RefSeq names its product proteasome activator complex subunit 4A. Gene Ontology annotation, biological process: proteasomal ubiquitin-independent protein catabolic process. Bases 255 to 5879 code for a protein of 1874 amino acids. Gene Ontology annotation, molecular function: proteasome binding; peptidase activator activity. Gene Ontology annotation, cellular component: nucleus; spermatoproteasome complex; cytosol. The record is from RefSeq and is a predicted model, not a curated record. The transcript has 46 exons. NCBI's taxonomy places the organism in Eukaryota, Metazoa, Chordata, Actinopteri, Cypriniformes, Catostomidae.
GUGACUGAAUGGAAACGAAUACAUGGAGCGCUCGUAUGGAAGAAGUAAGAUGCAUGACAACAAGCUGUCCUUUAAAGAAGUGCACAUUUUUUUUCGAGAGUUCAGAAACGACACGACCGAUGAUAGUGCGCGUCUUCCAACAAGAUAUUAGUACUCUAUUGUGGUUUUGACGUUUACAAUAAUUCUGUAAUUCUAAAAUAAUUAUCUUCCCAUCUCAGAAGCUCAUCUUUAUUUGAAAUAUAUAUAUUUUGUUCAUGACUAUUUCUAAUAUAAUCGAAGUGGAGGAGCCACAUUUGGGGGAGUGUAAUAUGAAAAAAGAGGCAUUCGAACUAUUAGGGUUUGUUCCACAAAAAGAUAUUGUUUACAACAAGCUACUGCCUUACAAGGACAAAUUAGACGAGGAGUCCAAUGAAAUCUUGGCACAAAUCAAAGGAAACCUCGGCCGAGCCGUCCAGCUCAGAGAGAUAUGGCCAGGUGUCUUAUUCUGGACAAGGAAACUUUCCACGUACAUGCGAUUAUAUGGGAGGAAAUUCAGCAAAGAGGACCAUGUGCUCUUUGUUAAGCUGGUCUAUGAGCUGGUCACCAUCCCCAAACUGGAGAUCAGCAUGAUGCAGAGCUUUGCCCGUCUUCUCAUCAGCCUUCUAAAGAAGAAAGAGCUGCUUUCAAGAGAUGAUUUGGAAUUGCCAUGGCGACCCCUUUAUGAGCUGCAGGACAGGAUCUUGUACUCUAAGACAGAGCACCUCGGCCUGAACUGGUUUCCCAGUUCUCUGCGGCCACGCUCUUCCUCUAAGUACUUAAUCGUUAAACUUGCUCAGAGGUGCUCAGUGGAAGCAGUUUUAAAGGCCUUAAUCAAGAACUGCAGGCCAUAUUUCCCUGAAUCAGCCACACAGGAGAUGCUGGACGAGUGGAAACCUCUGAUGUGUCCGUUUGAUGUCACCAUGCAGAGAGCGAUGGGAUAUUUUGAGCUCUUCCUUCCCACCACUCUCCCCCGAGAGCUGCAUGACAAGGGCUUCAAACUUUGGUUUGAUGACUUGAUAAAGCUCUGGGUGUCUGUGCAGAAUCUUCCAAGCUGGGAAGUGCAUCUUGUCAGUCUUUUCGCAAGACUGGCGAAUGACAACAUUGGUUACAUAGAUUGGGACCCAUAUAUACCCAAGAUAUUCACUAGGAUUCUGAGAAGUCUUAAUCUUCCUGUGGGAUCUAGCCAGAUGCUGGUGUCUAGAUAUUUGACAAAUGCUUACGACAUCAGUCAUGUGGUCAUCUGGAUUUCUGCAUUGCUGGGAGGGCCCAGCAAGCAGACCCAGACUCAGCUCAGUGGCUUUUUCAACAGUAUUGCCUCAUUUUUCUACCCUUCUAACCAUGGCCGCUGGCUGAUGAAACUCAUGAAGCUUCUUCAGCGUUUGCCUGCCAGCGUGGUGAGACGUCUACAUCGUGAACGUUAUCGGACACCAACGUGGCUGAGCCCUAUUCCCGAGAGUCACCGCCUGAGCGAGCAGGACAUCACUGACUUUGUAGAGAGCAUGAAGCAGCCUGUCUUGCUGGCCAUGUUUAGCAAAACCGGCAGUCUGGAUGCUGCCCAGGCCCUGCAGAACCUCGCCCUGCUCAGACCCGAGCUAGUCAUUCCACCAGUGCUCGAGAAGACAUAUCCCGCCAUGGAAACCCUCACUGAGCCUCACCAGCUGAUCGCCACUCUAAGUUGUAUGAUCGGUGUGGCACGGAGCCUGGUGACCGGGGGCCAGGGGUUUCCAGAGGGCCCCACACACAUGCUGCCUCUCCUCAUGAGGGCUCUACCUGGGGUCGACCCCAAUGACUUCAGAAAGUGCAUGAUAACAUUCCAGUUUAUUGCAACUUUUGUUACUCUUGUGCCACUGGUGGACUGUUCUGCUGCUGUUCAGGCAAGAGAUGACCUCACACAGGUGGAAAAAGAGCUGUGUUCAGCCUCGGCAGAGUUUGAAGAUUUUGUUCUACAGUUUAUUGAUAGGUGUUUUGCGCUGAUUGACACCAGUACUCUGGAACAGACCCGGGAGGAGAUGGAGACAGAGAAAAUGACUAAUCUAGAGAGUCUGGUGGAGUUGGGCCUGUCCUCAACUUUCAGCACCAUCCUAACACAAUGCUCUAUGAAAAUUUUCCAGGUGGCUCUGGAAAAGAUGUUCAACUUCGCCACUACAAAAAUUUUUGAGACUCACGUGGCUGGACGCAUGGUGGCAGACAUGUGUCGAGCUGCAGCCAAGUGUCACCCUGCAGAGGCUCUCAAACUUUUCGUGCCUCACUGCUGUAAUGCCAUAUUACACUUGACAGCUAAUGAGGAGGUGUUAAAUGAGGAGGAGCUGGAUAAAGAACUGAUGUGGAAUCUCCAGCUGUUGUCUGAGGUGACCCGUGUGGAUGGUGAUAAACUCUUACUCUACAGUUCUCAGCUGGUUCAGAUACUUCAGUUAACUCUACACUUGAAAUGUAAGAUGGGCUACAAUCUGGCCUGUAAGCUGCUCUAUCACAUCCUGCGCUCCACCUCCCUCAUCUACCCCACUGACUAUUGCAGCGUUCCUGGCGGCUUCCAGCAGCACACAAACAAAUACCUCCCAAUCAAGGACUGGGGUCGGCCAGGGGACCUGUGGAACCUAGACAUCCAAUGGCACAUGCCCAACGCAGAGGAGAAGGAGUUUGUCUUCUGCCUGUUGGAUCUGCUGCUGAAGCCUGAACUCCAGCGUCUGCAAAGACACACACAGGGAGAGCAGGACAUCAGCAGGGAUGAUGUUCUGCAGAGUCUGUCCAUUGUUCAUCAUUGUCUUUUGGGAGCAGGCAGCCUUCUGCCCCCAUUGCAUGGAGAACCAGUGCCUGAGCUGAUCGACAAUAUGGUUCAGCUGUACGAGACAAAUGUGUACACCGGAGUAGACUAUGACCUGUCUAGAGAGAACUACCGAGAAGACAUCUGUAAGGCGAUUAGACCUCUACUGCAUCACACACUAGAACAUUCAGAAGAUGACACCAAAUCCCUUUUCUCUAUUAUUAAGAUCAUCAAUGACCUCCUCCACUUUAAAGGCUCACACAAACAUGAGUUUGAUUCUCGCUGGAAAAGUUUCAGCCUGGUCAAAAAGUCCAUGGAGAACAGGCUUCAUGGCAGUAAACAGCACAUUAGAGCUCUGCUCAUAGACAGAGUCAUGCUGCAACAUGAGCUAAGAAAUUUGACCAUGGAGGGCUGUGACUACAUGACAAUUCACCAGGACCUCAUUAAUGAUCUGCUUAGACUGUCCACCAGCAGGUACAGUCAGGUGAGGAGUAAAGCUCAGAAUGUGCUGUUUACUGCUUUGGGAACCUACAACUUCUGCUGUAGAGACAUCAUACCAGCUGUGCUAAAGUAUCUGGACCCAAACCGCACUGAUGUCACCCAGCAGCAAUUCAAAGGUGCCUUGUACUGUCUGUUGGGGAGCAACUCUGGGAUUUGUCUGGCUAACCUGCAGUACUGGGAUUGCAUUGCUGUGACAUGGCCCGCCAUUGUGCGUUCUGGCAUGAGCCCCUCCAUGUCUCUAGAGAAACCUUCAGUCGUCCGGCUCUUCGAUGACCUGGCUGACAAAAUCCACCGCCAGUAUGAGACUAUCGGCAUUGACUUUUCUAUCCCAGAAAGUUGUGUGGAUGUUGCACUAAAACUGAUGAAAUCUAGUAACCCGGAACCGACCCCUCGUGCGGCUUCUGAACAGGAGGAACUAGAGGGAACUCAGAGAGAGCAACAGAAGUACAAAGACUCAGUACAAAAAUAUGAGAAGCUAGUGGCGGAUCUUUUAGACUGCCUCUCUGACAGAAACAUGCCCUGGAAGUUUGAGCAGAUAGCUAUCGGCUUCCUCACACUGAUGCUAAGAGACGAUCACCCCCUGCCUUCCUCUGCUGUCCUGUUUUUCGUCCAGAGCCUCAAUCACGACUCACUCUUAGUUCGCAAUGCUGCGAUAUCAGCAGUGAGUGGAAUUCUGAAGCAGCUCAAGAGACCUCACAAGAAAGUGGCCGUGAAUCCAUUUGACAUAUCUGAGCUCAAAAACUCCCAACAGUCAUGUGAUGGUGUUGGUCUACGCUGUUUGAUGGCUGGAGACAGACCUGAUAACCAGUGGCUGCAGUAUAACAGCAGCAGAUUGCCGCGCUCCCAGCAGGACUGGGAUGAAUGCUGCUUCAUCGAGAAAACCCACUGGGGUUAUUCCACAUGGCCAAGGAAGCUGAUGCUCUAUGCUCCUCCUGAGGAACAGCCAAAACAAGACAAAUCAAGAGAGGAGAUGAAUGAGAGCGAACAGAUCAUAUACGAUCAUUUCUCAGACCAGUUGUUCAUAGACCAGCUCGUCAAGUUUUUGUCACUGGAGGACUUGAAGGGGAAUGAUAAAUUUAGCCCGCUGCGAUUUUGCCUCUUUAAGGGCCUUUUCCGGAACUUUGAUGAUGCGUUCCUCCCACUGCUAAAACCUCAUAUGGAGCGUCUUGUAACAGAUUCCCAUGAGAGCACCCAACGCUGUGUGGCUGAAAUAAUCUCUGGACUCAUCAGGGGCUCCAAACACUGGAGCUACAGCAAAGUGGAGAAACUGUGGACUCUGCUCUGCCCACUCCUCCGUACGGCCCUCUCCAAUAUCACCAUCGAGACAUAUGCUGACUGGGGCACCUGCAUCGCCACUGCAUGUGAGAGCCGAGACCCACGAAAGCUACACUGGCUGUUUGAGCUGUUGAUGGAAUCACCGGUCAAUGGAGAAGGAGGCUCGUUUGUUGACGCUUGUCGUCUGUAUGUUUUGCAAGGAGGUCUUGCUCAGCAGGAGUGGAGAGUCCCAGAGCUGCUUCACAGGCUACUGCAGUACCUGGAGCCCAAACUCACUCAGGUCUACAAGAAUGUACGGGAACGUAUCGGCAGUGUGCUCACCUACAUUUUCAUGAUCGAUGUGAAUCUGCCCCACACUCAGCCGACCACAUCCCCACGCAUUGGAGAGUUCACGGAGCGUGUGCUGGCCCGACUCAAGCCGUUAACGGAGGGAGAGGAAGAGAUCCAGAACCAUGUGGUUGAAGAGAAUAUUAAAGGAGACCAUGACGAGAGAACACAGGCCAUCAAAUUACUCAAAACCGUGUUGAAGUGGAUGAUGACCAGUGCUGGACGCUCCUUUUCUUCUGCUGUCCCAGAACAGCUGCGCCUCCUUCCUCUUCUUUUCAAAAUUGCUCCCGUGGAGAAUGACGACAGUUAUGAUGAGAUGAAGAGAGAUGCGAAGACCUGUCUGUCUCUCAUGUCUCAGGGGCUGCUGUACUCAGAACAGAUCCCACAAGUCCUCAGUGCACUGGAAGAGAUCUCAAGGAGCAGCUCAUGGCAUGCACGCUACACAGUUCUUUCCUACCUGCAGAUCAUGGUGUUUUACAAUCUCUUCACUUUCCUCUGUGAUGCCAAGGCCGUCAGUGACGUGAGAGCGCUGGUGCUACGCCUGCUGGAGGACGAACAACUUGAGGUGAGGGAGAUGGCCGCCACCACUCUAAGUGGGUUCCUGCAGUGUAAUUUCCUCAGUAUAGAUGAACCCAUGCAGUCCCAUUUUGAGUCUCUGAGCAAGACCCGUCUGCCCAAGCGCAAGAGGAGAGAAUGGGGAUCAGUGGUGGACACCAUCCCUUCUGCUGACCUGGUGCGGCGACAUGCAGGUGUGUUAGGUCUGAGUGCCUGCAUCCUGUCCAGCCCAUAUGACGUGCCCACCUGGAUGCCCCAGAUCCUCAUGGGCCUGAGUGCCCACCUCAAUGACACACAGCCCAUAGAGAUGACUGUGAAGAAAACCCUCUCUGAUUUCCGUCGCACUCAUCAUGAUAACUGGCAGGAACACAAGCAGAAGUUCACAGAUGACCAGCUGCUGGUGCUCACAGAUUUGCUGGUCUCCCCUUGUUACUAUGCUUAGGUCUGUUAUAUACACACUAAGGCUCUGUUUCACAACCUAGUGAGCUGCCUUGCUGUCUACAGCCUACAUAGGCAGCUGUCUUUUAAAGGAUAUGGAGCCUCAUAAAAGACCGAUUUGGAACAUUCUACAUAGGCAGCAUCAUACAAAUAGCACUCCUUACACAAAACGCACAGGAGACCUGACUAACCAUUGAUUCAGUAGAGUUUGGCUUUAGAAUGUUUCUAAGACUGUGAUACUCUAAGCAAAAAAAUACAUCACAUACACAAAUAGUGGGUAAAAUAGUAAAUUUUGAGUUAAAUUUAACUAUUUUGAUCAUAUUUUUGGCGUCAGAUGAAUUACAUUUAUAAUCAACAUUUCCCUUGCUUUGACCAUAAUUUUAGGAUACACGCAGUGAAUUUGGUCAAAACAAGGAAUCUUAGAAGGUAGCAUAAUCAGUCAUGCCUGCCUUUUGGAACUGCCAUUGUGUCAGGAGCAUGCCUGUGAUCCCUUAAAAUGCUGCCUAGGUCCAGCUCAUUAGGUUUUGUUACAGAACCUUAGUGUUUACACUCACAUUCACAAAUCCUUCAUCUUCAGACCCUUCUUAAGAUUGUUUUAUUCUCUUUUGUAUAAUGAUGCCACUGUCUGGUGGAGGGGAAAUGUUUCUUACAUUUGACUUGAUAGAAAGGCAAAGCUAAUUUGAGUGCCUGAAUCCUGAAUAUAUGUGUGUGUGUGUGGGGGGGGGGGGGGGUUUGGGUGGUUAACGAGGACGAUUUUUUUAGGUUAGAAACUGGUAAUUACAAGCGUAUUAUGCUAUAAAUGUGGUUUAUGAGGACAUUUCUAGUGUCCCCAUAAUUCAAAUCGCUUAAACAUACUAAACAAUGUUUUAUUGAAAAUGUAAAAAUGCAGAACGUUUUUUGUGAGGGUUAGGUUUAGGGUUAGGGGAUAGAAUCUAUAGUUCGUACAGUAUAAAAAUCAUAAUGUCUAUGGAGAGUCAUAAGGAUAGCUGCACUAACGUGUGCGUGUGUGUGUGUGUGUUUACUGUACGAAUGUCUGGGAUUGUCUUCUAUUGAAUGUUUUGUUGGACAGAAUGUUAAUGAUGUUGAACUAUUUAUGUAGCAAUUGUUGCAGUCAUCUAGUUAUAAGAUAACUAGAGUCUUUUAAAAAAAAAAUUUGGGGGAUACACUUAAUAUUUAAGGGGAAUCUAUUGCAGGAAUCACUGACCUGCAUUAUAUAAUGUUCUUGUACAGUUUGCAUUUUUGUGUGUGUGUGUGUGUGUGCACGUGCAUGCACGCAGAACAGAAUUUCUAUUGGAUAUUAUUAAAAGUAUGGAUUGUUAUAUACCACUAUAAUGCAGUUUUCUUCACUGCUUUCCAUAUUUAUUGUAAUACUAUCAUUAUUACAAUUUUAGCAGUAAUCUGCUUGAAAUAUAAUGUAAUUUUUGUAAAUGUUACAUGUGUAUUAGCUAACAGUUCACAUAAGUUGAAACAUUUUCCUCGAGUAAAUGUACUUUUUGAAGUUAUGCUGUACAUUUUUCCCAUGCCUCAUACAGAGGGUGUGCAUUUUGAACAGUGUGUGUCUACAUACUCAGAGUAAGAGAGUUGGAGAGAAAGUGAGAUGAAGAAUAUAAUCAUGGAUGCUGUUACAAUACACUAAAAUCCUUUUAACCCAAUGGCUUUGAAAUCUUUUCUCUUUAUAUUUCACGGCCAGUUGUUGAUAUUUUCAGUAAAAAAAUAAAAAAUAAAAAAAAAAA